CCGGCGGGUCAACAGUGUCACUCCGGCUGUACGCUUACUAACAUCGCCCCGACGCGUUCUCUGGCUCCACAGUUGAACCUUUGCCGCGAAAAAUAAAUUACGGCAUAACUAACAGCUAAAAUAAUUUCACACAUCAUAAAUAUUUAAAAUAACAGGACGUUAAAGCCGAUAUUUUAUAAAAAAAAACUUGAUUAUUUCAAUAAUAUGAUUUAAAAAUAGAACAUGAUAAGGUUUUGUAUUAUAAAGUGAUAAUUGUGGUUUUGUUUGCGUUAUUGUAUAGUGAAAAUUGUGUUCUAAAUGUUUAAAUGCUUUUGAUUAGUAAUAAAAACUUUGGAAGAAAUUAAAAUGAGUUAGAGUAAAACUUUUGUGGAAGAAUAAACUUUACUAAUAAGAUAAACUAAGAUGGUGCCAUUUUGACUGCAGUUUUACAGUUAGUUACUCGAGUGCCGCAAGGCAUUGAUAUGCUAUGAUGCUGGACGAGCUGGGUCCAACAUCAGCCACCAACUGGACCACGAGCUACACGGACCUGCCCAACUACUACAUUACCUUCUACGACGAAGCCAACAACAGAUAUGUCAACACAACGAAUCCUAGUAAUAUUACACAGGUAUACCAGUCGUUCAUCCUGCCGUGGUGGCGCCAGGUGCUGUGGACGGUGCUGUUCGCGGGCAUGGUGGUCGUGGCCACCGUGGGCAACCUCGUGGUCAUCUGGAUAGUGCUCGCCAACAAGCGGAUGAGGAGUGUCACCAAUUACUUUUUAGUGAACCUGUCAGUGGCAGACGCCAUGGUGUCGACCUUGAACGUGACCUUCAACUUCACGUACAUGCUGUACUCCGACUGGCCCUUCGGCCACUUCUACUGCAAGUUCUGCCAGUUCAUCGCCGUACUCAGCAUUUCUGCGUCUGUAUUUACCCUCAUGGCUAUUAGUAUAGACAGGUAUGUAGCAAUAAUGAGCCCCUUACAACCCCGGCUCGGCAAGCGGGCCACGCUGGGCAUAGCCGCCGCCAUAUGGGCUGGCAGCUGCAUCAUCAGCAGCCCCAACAUGAUCUACUUCACCACUGAAGUCGAUCUGCUACCUGAUGGCACUACUAGGCGUGUAUGUUUUCCUGAUUGGCCGGACGGCAUCACGACUGAGUCGCAACUUGAAUACGAGUACAACGUAACAUAUAUGGUGUUAACAUACUUCCUGCCCAUCAUCUCGAUGACCUACACCUACGCCAAAGUCGGCGUGAAGCUAUGGGGGUCGAAGGCUAUAGGAGAGUGCACGCAGCGACAACUAGACAACGUUAAGAGUAAACGGAGGGUUGUCAAAAUGAUGAUCGUGGUGGUGGUCAUAUUUGCGGUAUGCUGGCUACCAUUCCACGUGUACUUUGUGGUCACCUCGUACUACCCCAACGUGGUCAACUACCCCUACAUACAGGAGAUCUACCUCGGCAUCUAUUGGCUCGCCAUGAGCAACUCUAUGUACAACCCUAUCAUCUACUGCUGGAUGAAUUCCAAAUUCAGACGAGGGUUUAAGCAAUUUUUCUGGUGCUGUGGAGCAAUGGACGCCGGCCUCAGUCGACGUCGAGGCUUCGCCCAAGAUCGCCUCGAUCGUUCCAUGCGAUCUCUUUCACCAAGCAGGAAGAAUGGCACCAGUUUAUUCAAGACCACGAUCAAAACCACAAAAUUCAUCAAAAAACCACCCGGCUCUCCUCAUUUGCUACACGCAAAUAAAAUACACAAGUAGGAGUUGCACGGACGCCAAUCCCGACUAUUUUGGUACAAUACGUAUAUCGUUGCACAGCACGUACAAUAAUCCACUGAUGAGCAGCACCUGACAUCGGCGAGGCGCGUGCGGUGCCAACAACGAACGCACAGCGAAUGACCCUCCACAGACCGAAGAACGUACGUGGAUUUGACGCGAGAACCGCCCGCGCCCCGCUCUCACCCCUCACGACCUUUACGGUUGAACGGACUUGUGAUUCGUAAGCUUACUGACCAAUCAGGAGCUACAUUACGAAAUUGGAACGUUAUUUUUAAAUGUUAAAAUAAAUAUUCUUGACAAUUUAUAUGUGCUGAAUGGUGUUUAAUUUAAAAAAAUAAGUGUAAAACUGUGUCUAAUACAGAAUCAUAUCUCUAGUCUUUAUUUCGAUGGACCAAUGUACAAUAUCGUAGUUAUGAUCUAAAAAAAUAUUGGUAAAUUUAUAACAUUAAUCCAGUGGAAUUUUUAACCGAAUAAUUUCUUUUGUAAUUAUGAUCUACGUCGGCAUUAAAGAUUCCUACAAAAUGAGAAAAUUCCUUCGAGAUCCAGGGUAUAGCAUUUAUUACGGGAUAGUAAUAAAGCUUACAGUGGUGAUAAAUUUAAUCAUAGCUGUAAUAGAAAUGUUUUCGCUGGUCGAAACUUGGUUUCUUUCACGAACUCUUUAAACUGAAAUAUUAAUGUAUGUAGGUACAUACCUAUUGCUAUAGUAGUUAUAGUAUUUUAGAGCGACCUUCUAGUAUUUUUAUUCUCACAAAGAUGUGGAAGGUGAUCGAAUGAGAACAAAAUGAAGAAAACCCGAUGUUCUCCAAACGGUUUAAGAAUGACUUUCACAAGCACAUCGGUGGUUGCGAAAAUGGUGUAAAUAACUUUGAAUAGUUUAAAAAACACGCUUUUGAAACACGCACUAAAAAUAACAAAUAUUGGAUUUAAGUCACGUGAUUUUUUUUGGUAUUCCUGACAGCAAACCCUUUCAUUUGAUGUCCAUAUCAUGGGGGUGGAUUUCAAUCAGUCAGUCCGUCAUCUUGGAGAGGCCAAAUUUCAUCCUUAUCGAAGACCGGGAAGUGGGUCAAAUUAAGAUUUCGAGAUUUGAUUUUCUUACAUACAUAGUUACAUGUGAAGAAAAUAUAAGCGUGUUAAAAAUAACUAGUGAUCCAAAAAAAUCACAUAAGAACCACCAUUAGACAUUCAUUAUGUUUAACAACAAUAAUUAUGUAUGUACCUACUGAGGUGCCAGUUAAAAAUAAUAUUUAACUAAAAAAUAGUAGAAACAUUUGAUAUGUAAUUUGUAAAUUGGGAAUGUAAAUUAAAUGUAAAUACAGUUUUAUUAAAAACAAACUACGUAUAUACCUACAUAAAUAUAAGAGAAAAAACAUAACUAAAUUACAUAAUACUGUAAAUAUUAAAUUAUUGUACAGAUAAUGAACAAAAAUAUUAUGUUUUAUACUUUAUUAACUGUUGUGAAUUAUAUUGAAAAACGUAAACGGCUUUACAUGAAACUGUCGGAAAAUGACUGACAAAUCGAUAGGAAUCAUCAAAGAAAGGCUUUGCACAAGCUGGACAAUGAACGGUCGAGUUCGAUCAAUCAUGUAUGUUGAACCAAUUUUUUAUUUCGCUGUCAUAAUUCUAUACCAAUUUGUAGAUAACAUACUUUCUUGUAUAAAAAAAUAAAAAAGUUUAAAAAUUUAUAGCGGGUUUUGGUAAAAAUUUCUUUGUAUAUCUCCUAAAAAUUGGUAGAUUAGACAAACAAUGUCCAUCUCAUUAAAAUCUUUUUACGAAUAUUCUUUAAAACAAGAUGUUUUAUACUUUGUAAUGGCUAUGAAUCUGCAUUAUGUAAAUAAUAAAAAUGUUUGUAAAAUAUUGUAAUAAAUUAUUAGGGUCCUCAAUCAUUAAGUCAGCUUUCUAUCCUUAAAAUACCAUAGGUAUACCACCAUCAAUUCAUGUUCCUAUUCCUGAAACUAUAUUUUACAAACACACAGCUAAAGCAAGAAAUACAAGAAAUACAAUUAUUUUCUGUUCUUUUAGAAUAAAUGCAAACCGAUUUUCAAUGUUUACACUAAAGUACCAAAAUAAUUUCAAGGAGCUAGAAUUUAGCAUGCAGUUAAUCGAGCGAACAAUCUUAGAAUAAUUUAUAGAAACAUCGUAGACGGAGCAAUUACGAGAGAUCAAAAUAAUUUGAGCGAAAUGACAAUGUACAAUCGUUAGAUGGUGACAGUUGUCAUUGGCCGCCUUUUAUUGCUUUGUUACUGUUCCUGUUUAUUUAUUUCAGAUGUAAUUUACUACUACUACAAAAUACAGUUUCUUCUAACUAGCGGACGCCCGCGACUUCGUCCGCCUUUAAACGUUUUUAAUCCUGCCCUUACACUAGUAUCGCUGUAAAAAUGGAGUAACUUAACUUGUAGCGUUUAUAGUAUCGUAGCGUAAUGAAAAGCAUACUAUAACCUGCCCAGGAGUACUAAACUCCUCUUUUACGCUGCAGCUACUAAACCGAUUUGGCUGAAAUUUGGAAUGGAAAAAAAUAGAUUUUGCUCUGGAGUAACACAUAGGCUACUUUUCAUCCCGGAAAAAUCCAUGGACUCCGCGGGAUUUGUGAAAAACUGAAUCGCGGACGGAGUCGCGGGUGUCCGCUAGUGAAGAAUAAUUGUACCAAGUUUCGUUAAAAUCCGCCGAGUAGUUUUUGUUUCUAUAACGAACAUACAGACAAACAGAAAUUUUACCAAUUGCAUUUUUGGCAUCAGUAUCGAUCACCCCCUGAUAGUUAUUAUGGAAAUAUAUUUCAUGUACAGAAUUGAACUCUUUACAGAUUUAUUAUAAGUAUAAAUGUAAAUCCAGCAAGUAAAGAGAAUUGUUUUUCUACUAAGACAAGUUCAUAUUCAAGUAAUAUUUAUUAUAAAAGUAAAUAAAUGCACGGUAUGAAAAAACCGAUCACGUAGAUAAUUCUAUUAUUCUCGAGCGAAGUGACUACAAUCUCCCGAGACCUUUAGAAGAUGACGAAUGAGAGUGUCAUUUUACAGAAAGCCCUCGUACGUGUGACAUUCACGGUACGAGAGUAGGAAUGAAAUGCGGUUCGUAAAUGGUUUCUCGCAUUUUAUAGAAUCCCAAGUACACUUCUACGAACUUUAAUGAAGUCUCUGGCAUUGUCUAUACUUUUCUUAGUAGAUUUUCUCUUCCGAACUAACUAGUCACUCCUUUUUUUAAUUUUGAAUAAGUACCUAAAUAAUAUUUUUAACAUGACAACGUCUUAUAAUUCGAUGGAGACGACCGAUCCGAAAAAGAUGACGUCAUGUGUCGUUCCCUCGCUCUAGGGUUGCCAACUUUUUUACAAGAAAUAAAGUUUAUUCUGGUCUACGAAGAUUAUUAGACAGUAUUUUAGAAAAACGAAUAUUUUCUUUUGAAAAAUGCAUUCCAUCAGUAUUUUCUUAUGACGUCGUCACGUUCAACUAUCGUUAACAAACCGAUUUUACAGACAACCGCUUUUUUUAGCUGAAAAAAUAAUUAUUAUACUCCACAAAUCCCUUGCAUAUUAAAAAUAAUAUACAUUUAUUUGUUAUAUUUAAAAAGGGGGCACACGCUUCGUCAUGUAAAUAAUCUCUUUUGUAAUUUGUAUAUUUAUUAAUUAAGACUAAAUGUGACAUUGUAAAUUAUAAAUGUUAAAAGCUAAUAAAUGAUGGAAAAACUUC
Messenger RNA from Bicyclus anynana (squinting bush brown), 5421 nucleotides. It is a transcript of the gene NGR-A24, whose product is annotated as tachykinin-like peptides receptor 99D. Gene Ontology annotation, biological process: G protein-coupled receptor signaling pathway. Gene Ontology annotation, molecular function: tachykinin receptor activity. The transcript is spliced from 11 exons. The coding region runs from base 467 to 1729 and encodes 420 amino acids. Gene Ontology annotation, cellular component: plasma membrane. Lineage: Eukaryota; Metazoa; Arthropoda; Insecta; Lepidoptera; Nymphalidae. The record is from RefSeq and is a predicted model, not a curated record.